This is a messenger RNA of Archocentrus centrarchus (flier cichlid), 1443 nucleotides long. RefSeq names its product nuclear factor 7, ovary-like. The record is from RefSeq and is a predicted model, not a curated record. Gene Ontology annotation, molecular function: protein binding. NCBI's taxonomy places the organism in Eukaryota, Metazoa, Chordata, Actinopteri, Cichliformes, Cichlidae. Bases 44 to 1357 code for a protein of 437 amino acids. The transcript is spliced from 2 exons.
AGCUGCUGACGCUCCACACACUGGAUCUUCACUCUGAGACUCGAUGGCUUCCAGAUCAGAGGAGGAUCUCUGCUGUCCCGUCUGUCAGGAGGUCUUCAGAGAUCCCGUUCUUCUGUCAUGUAGCCACAGCUUCUGUAAAGACUGUCUGAACAGCUGGUGGAGAGAGAAACCAACACGUGAGUGUCCAAUCUGUAAGAAACGAUCUUCGAAGGCAGAUCCACCUGUUAAUCUGGUGCUGAAGAACCUGUGCGAGUGGUUCUUACAGGAGAAAAAUCGGAGAGCCUUGGAGCAUGUCUGCAGUCUGCAUGCUAAGAAAACUGAUCUCCUCAGACCCAUCGAUAAAGCUGCACAACAACGCAAGAAGGAGCUUCAGGAAACUCUGGAGCCCUUAAAGGAGAAGUUGAAGAUUUGUGAAGAAGUUCAAGUGAAGUUUGAUCAAACAGCAGAACACAUUAAGGUCCAGGCCCGACACACAGAGAGGCAGAUUAAGGAGCAGUUUAAGAAGCUUCACCAGUUUCUAGCAGAGGAAGAGGAGGCCAGGCUGGCUGCACUGAGGGAGGAAGAGGAGCAGAAGAGUAGGAUGAUGAAGGAGAGGAUGGAGGCUCUGAGCAGAGAGAUAGCAGCUCUUUCACACACAGUCAGAGCCACAGAGGAGGAGCUGAGAGCUGAAGACGUCUCAUUCCUGCACAGCUACAAGGCUGCAGUGGAAAGAGUCCAGCGCUGCCUCCUGCUGGAUGAUCCACAGCUGCCCUCAGGAGCUCUGAUAGACCAGGCCAAACACCUGGGCAACCUGACCUUCAACAUCUGGAACACCAUGAAGGACAUGGUCUCCUACACUCCCCUGAUCCUGGACCCAAACACUGCAAACCCAGCACUCAUCCUGUCUGAAGAUCUGACCAGCGUGAGACCAGGUGGGACCCAAAGGCUUCCUGAUAAUCCAGAGAGGUUUGAUCAUCUCUACUUUGUCCUGGGCUCUGAGGGCUUUAACUCCGGGUCUCACAGCUGGGAUGUUGAGGUUGGAGAGAGUACACACUGGGGUCUGGGUGUGUUAGCAGAGUCUGUCCGGAGGAAGGGACCCAUACGGUCGGGUUUUGGUGGAAUAGGAUUCAGUAAAGGUGAAUACUCAGCACGGUCAGAAUCAGUUCCCUCCGCGGUUCUCCCACUGCAGAAGAAGUUCCAGAGGAUCCGAGUGAUUCUGGACUGGAACAGAGGAAAGCUGUCCUUCUCUGAUCCUGAUACUGACACACACAUACACACCAUCACACACACUUUCACUGAGAGGAUGUUUCCAUUCAUUAGUAUUGGUGAUAAAGUCCCAGUGAAGACACUGCCGGUGUCGGUGGAACAGAGCAGUUAAAUGAAGAUUACAUGUGUUUGAUGGAUGUGGUCUGACUCAGCAGCAUGCGGGUCCUGUGGCUGGUGUGGUCCCAUCGCUUUCUGAUU